UGUGUUCCUUCUUCAGAAGAAACAGAUCAAGAACAGAACGAGAGAGAGAGAGAGAGACUUGGGGAGUUUUCAGCUACAAAAGAUGGAGAAUUUAUCGAAUCAAGAUGAAAACGAAGAUGCGGGUUAUCAUCAAUCACCUCGGUCCAUUGAUCCAAAUGAUCAAUCGGCAUCAGAAACUCCGGUUUACUCGACGAUGAGCAUAGAUUCCUUUGUUUAUCCUCGAACUUGUUCAGAGAGUACUUCAGGCUUUUCAGACCAAAUAGAUGAAACCAACAGCUUCUGUAGUGAAGCUUCUCCAUGUAAUUGGCCUGUCCUCACUGAAUCUAAGUUUGAUGAGAGCUCUAAACGUCUCACUGCUCUAGAGAUGCAAUCAACUGAAAACCUUGCAGUUCAAGAAAUUUCAGAACCAGAACUUGAGACAAUGAAGGAAAGAUUCGCAAAGCUUCUACUUGGAGAGGAUAUGUCAGGAAGUGGUAAAGGAGUCUGCACUGCAGUGACCAUCUCAAACGCAAUUACCAAUCUUUAUGCUACAGUGUUUGGACAGAAUCUGAGGUUAGAGCCGUUAGAAACAGAGAAGAGAGCAUUGUGGAAGAGAGAAAUGAAUUGUCUGUUAUCUGUAUGCGAUUACAUAGUCGAAUUCAUCCCUAGAUGUCAGAAUCUAAGCAAUGGAGCUACUGUUGAGGUGAUGGAGAGUAGACCAAGAGCAGAUAUCUAUAUCAACUUACCUGCAUUGAGAAAGCUAGAUUCAAUGCUCAUGGAAGCAUUGGAUAGUUUCCAAAACACAGAGUUUUGGUAUGCAGAAGAAGGGAGUCUAUCGAUGAAAUCUGCGCGUUCUGCGACUGGAUCAUUCAGGAAAGUUAUAGUACAGAGGAAAGAAGAGAAAUGGUGGUUACCAGUUCCUCUAGUUCCAUCAGAAGGUUUGUCAGAUAAAGCCAGAAAACAACUCAGAAACAAGAGAGAGAGUACUAAUCAGAUUCACAAAGCUGCAAUGGCUAUCAACAGUAGCAUUCUCAGUGAAAUGGAGAUUCCAGAGUCUUAUAUGGCAACUCUUCCAAAGUGUGGUAAAAGCAGUGUUGGAGAUUCAAUCUACCGUUACAUGAGUAGUUCGGGUCGGUUUUUCCCAGAACAACUCUUAGAUUGUCUGAAUAUAGCAACUGAGCACGAAGCUGUUCAGUUAGCAGAUAGAGUAGAAGCUUCGAUGUACACAUGGAGACGCAAAGCCUGUCUAAGUAACUCUAAGAACUCAUGGAACAUGGUGAAAGAUCUUAUGUCCAACACAGAGAGAACAGACAAGAACUAUCUUAUGGCUGAGAGAGCAGAGACUCUGCUCUUCUGUUUAAAACAGCGUUACCCAGAAUUGUCUCAGACAUCAUUAGAUAUAUGCAAGAUUCAGUAUAAUAAGGAUGUUGGAAAAGCUGUGUUGGAGAGCUAUUCAAGAGUACUUGAAGGUUUAGCUUUUAACAUAGUUGCUUGGAUUGAUGAUGUUCUAUAUGUAGACAAAACCAUGAGAGGUAGUGAAUAAGUUGAAGUAGAUUUUGAUUUUACUUUUGAGAAGAAGAUUUAUAUGUUUCUUUUCCUUCUGUUCUCCGCUCCUGUAAAUUAAAC
Messenger RNA from Eutrema salsugineum, 1605 nucleotides. Its product is annotated as rop guanine nucleotide exchange factor 3. Gene Ontology annotation, molecular function: guanyl-nucleotide exchange factor activity. Lineage: Eukaryota; Viridiplantae; Streptophyta; Magnoliopsida; Brassicales; Brassicaceae. The record is from RefSeq and is a predicted model, not a curated record. The transcript has 7 exons. Bases 83 to 1522 code for a protein of 479 amino acids.